CCACCACCCGCCAUUCCCUUUCUCUAUCAUUUUCUCGCUCACAGAAUAUUUUAUAUAUACUAUAUAGAUCCUACAAUGGAUGUUGUUAGAAGAAUACAUAAUGACCGCAGUGAUCUAGAUGAGGAUACAGAUCCAAUACUGGAGGAUUCAUAUAAAGUUGGAUACGAAGGACCUAAGAAAGUUCCGGAAACGAGAAGAUGUAAAUAUGUAAUUGAACCUUUAAUAUUUUUAGUUUUUUCUGCUGCGUCGUCUAAACCGGCCAUUGUAGCUCAAUUUGUUCAAAGUUCACUGCAAAAGAAUUUAACGGAUAAUUUAACAAAUAAUAACGAUGAUCAGACAGAAGCUGCUCAAUUCCUUUUAUUAGUCAAUGUCUUUCAUAGCAUUCCCACUCUUAUCACAAUUACUCUCCUCGGGCCAUGGAGCGAUAUGAUUGGAAGAAAACCUGUCAUGUAUAUAGGACUAAUAGGAUUGAUUUUGGACACUCUAAUUGCUGUCCUAAUUGUCGUAUUCGACGGCAAUAUUUACUAUUUGUACGUCAGCAAGGCGAUUAGCGGAUGUUGCGGAGGAGUAAAAGGCUUUUUGUUUGGCUCUUUUUCCUAUAUAGCCGAUAGAAGUCCCAUAGGAGAUCGAGCAGUGCGAAUCGUAGUCGCCGAAGGAAUUAUGAUCCUUAUAUCUGCUAUAGUAUCGGUUUGCAUUGGUUUUUGGAUAGAUGCAUCAGGAUUCGUACUACCAUUUACGUCAAUUUUAUCAAUAUACGUGAUUUCGUUGCUGUACCUAAUCUUCGUACCAGAAUCUUUAAUACCACCACCACAAGUUAAUAGACUUCGUGUGCUAAUCCGAUUUAGUCAUUUUAGAGAUUCUUUCAAAAUUUUCCUCAUUCAAGGCCGAAAAGGAAUACUAAUUAAAAUUUGUUGCGCAGCAUUCUUCCUUAAUUUGUUGGCAUUUAGUGGAAAGUUAAAUGUCUUAUUUCUAUACGUAAUGAGACCACCUUUGAACUGGGAUCCUAUCGAUAUUGGUAUAUAUGCAGCUGUAUCUACAAUAAUUAUUAUCGGUUUCCGCCGUCGGAAUGUUAAGUAGCUGCCUAUCUCAUUUUACCCAGGCUGUAGCCUUUAAAACAUGGGUCAUGUACAUCGGUGUGAUAGCGGGCAGCGGAACUCUGGUCGGAUUUCCUGUGAUAAGAGGUUACCUGUCACUCCUUGUCCCGAACACACAACAAGGGGCUUUAUUCUCCGGAACUUGCUUCGUAGAAACUCUAGCUGAUUUAUUUGGCAAUAUAAUUUUUGGCCUGAUUUAUGCCCAAACCUCCAAGACAACCUAUCCAGGCUUAGUGUUUAUUGUAGCGGGUCUAAUUGGUAUCUUGAGCGUCAUUCUAGCAAGUUUCGCUAGUCGAAUAGAAAAAGGACACGAAGACGAGCUUAUUGUAGAAGACGAAGACUAACAGCCGAACAGCCCUGAUAAGGAACAAAAAACAAAAGCAAUAAUUAAUAGCAAAGCUAAAUAAUAAAGCUUAUGAAUAUUCAAUUUAGAUUAAAUAAAAUUAAGAACAAAAUACAAUAUAUACUGUA
Dimorphilus gyrociliatus is the source of this 1565-nucleotide messenger RNA. The record is from the annotation of a GenBank genome assembly. NCBI's taxonomy places the organism in Eukaryota, Metazoa, Annelida, Polychaeta, Dinophilidae.